Molecule: messenger RNA, 882 nt
Organism: Durusdinium trenchii
Lineage: Eukaryota; Dinophyceae; Suessiales; Symbiodiniaceae
Source: the annotation of a GenBank genome assembly
AUGGCCAGUCCAACGAUAUUUUCCGUCGACAGAAGCCCAGGUAUGGCGAACCCCUCUGGGACAAUCUCCAUCAAGCCAUUGUUCGUGGAAGUCACCGUUUUGGCUUGCUGGUUGGGCAUCCAGCUCAUCAAUCUCUUGUGGGUCUUAGCAGUGGCCUUGACCGGUGACCUGGCGUUUUACACUCUGUUACCAGCUUUGGUGCCACUGAUCUUGAUCUUCCAUUCCAUGAGGCAGCACCUGCUCGCGAGGCAACAGCUUUUGGAUGGUUUGGCCCGCUUCGACCUCAACCAGGUGGAAUGCCGCUUGGACUUUGACAAGAAGUUCGUCCACGAAGCCAUUAGCGAAUGGUACGGGGGCCCGGAGGCCUUCACGGAGUAUGUGAGAGGCCCUUUGCAUCAGGAGCUGAUCUCUGCGAACGUGCGGCACGUGCGGCAGCUAGUGCCCUGCCAGUAUUGUUGCAUCAUCAUCACGCCCAUGCUGGGUGUGGCGCUCAACUCGAUGGUAGGUCUGGCCAAGGCUCAGGCACCCCUCUGGAUCGCCGUGGCGUUCUUCUUUGCGGUGGUCUUGGGGCUCUACGUGUGCUGGUUCGCUCUGAUGAUUCAGUUGGCCUUCUUCUUGUGCGACCGCUUCGCCAAGCCGUGGCCUUGCCUGGAUUGGCUCCAGACUAUUCUGAUCUUCCUCUUCUUCGCCGUGGUGUGUGCGAGUGGCUUGCAACUCGGGGUGAUUGCCUCGGACUUUGGUCCUGGCAGCGCCCUCCUGUGGUUCUGGGUCGUGGCGACGACCUUGUGGCUCACCAGGGGUGGUUGGGGCCAAGUGUGCCGCUUCUGUGACGCGUGCUUUCGGGCCCGAGCUGGGAAGGGUCUUAGUGGACCUGACAGCUGA